This is a messenger RNA of Nelumbo nucifera (sacred lotus), 2646 nucleotides long. Its product is annotated as FCS-Like Zinc finger 8. The record is from RefSeq and is a predicted model, not a curated record. NCBI's taxonomy places the organism in Eukaryota, Viridiplantae, Streptophyta, Magnoliopsida, Proteales, Nelumbonaceae.
AGAGAGAGAGAGAGAGAGAGAGAGGUGAGAAAGCGAAAGGAGUCCAGAGAGAGAAAGGGAAGGGAAGAAAGCUCGCAGCCAUCAGACUUCUGUUUCUGUCUAAAACCGCCAAGGUAAAACUGCCAUUUUGAGAGCAGUGGCGGUUUUUACCAAAACCACUGAUUCCUAUGCACACGCGUCCUUAUAUCUUCGAGUCCGUCCGCCACCCCUUUAACCACGAGCUCUCACUUCUUCGUAUGGUUUGAUGGUCUUUCUUUCCCUGCAAAUCCAUGGCGAUUCUGCAGUACUGAUACUGAAAGAGAAGAAAUAAAGCUGAAAAAGAUAGAAAGAGAGGAGGAAGAAAAGAAAAUCCACUGGGGAAAAGGAGAGUGAGAGGGGAGGGAGGAGCAGUGCCACUCAGCUUUUUGUUUUAAUGUUGGUUUUUCGUUUCUGUUCCUAUUUUUGUUUAUGGGUCUUGUCUUCACCUGGGUUUUGAAUCUUUUUCUGUGUAGCAGUAGUAGAAAGUAGAGCUAAGAACUGUUUUUGCUGAUAUACUGGGGAAAGAACGAAGGAGAGAUAAAAGGCAAAGGAAAGAAGAAACGAAAGCAUAAAAAUACAAGCUUUUUCUGUCUGCUUGUCGAUUCACGUCUGUUCUUCACAUCUUUCGAUCGUGAAGCUUGUUUCUAUGUGGGUUCCGAUGGAGAGUGAUUCUUGUCAUUAAAACUGGGGAAGAAAAUACUUGAACUAAUUCAGAGAGAAAAUCAAGAAUAUAGGGGAACAGGGGAGCUUUUUUCUUGUUCUAUUACAUUGUUUGAAAGAGGUUAUAGAAGUAGAGAAGAAAUUCUCAUGGAGCAGACCUGGGCCAUUCUUGUUUCUGGUUAUUUGAUGGGUGAUGGUUCUGCCAUCUAGUAAAGACCUUUAAAAUCCAUUUUACUCCCUUCAGUCCUCUGCAUUUUGAUGUGGUCUGCAAAACAGCACCUUUAAUCCAUGGUGACAUUUUAAGUUCAGUUCUUGCUUCUGUGUGCGCUCCCAAAUUAUCUCAGAGGAGGAAGUUAAGGCUUCCGAGACUCUGAUAGAGGAAGUUAUGCUAAGGAAGAGAUCGAGGGCUAUGACCAGUAAGCAAGCUCUUAUGGCUGAUCAUGGUUCUCUUCCAUCUCCCAAGGGCAAAUACAUAAGGCCGACUUCGCCCUUCUUCAGUUCUCCACGGCUCUUCACCGCUUUAUCUGGAAAGGGCUUUUCUGAAACCGAAGCUGUGAUGAGCCCGACUUCUAUACUUGACACUAAACCAUUCUCUGGUUUUGGUAACCCUAUUUGGUCUGAUAGAUUAACUGCUAAAUCCCCAGAACCUUGUCCGGAGAACAGACACCCGUGGGAGAAAUUAGACUCAAGAGGCAUUGGUCUCGGUAUUGUUGAUGCUCUUAGUGAUGAAAGAAGCACGAACAGUUUUUCCAAACCUGAAAGCCGAAUGGUUCUGUUCGGAUCACAGCUGAAGAUUCAAAUACCUCCUCUCCCACCUUCUGUACUUUCUCCCACCGAAUCCCCCAAAUCUCCUGCUGACUUCGGUAUCAAAACCCGAAGUUCUCAGUUGGGUCCUUUCUCCCCGGGAGUAUCUCCUUCGGCAAAGAAAUCUGCAUUUGGGUCAGCAAAUUCUGGCCUGGACGCACCCGCCUCUCCUAAGAUAUUCACAGGUUGUCUCUCUGCAAGCGAGAUGGAGCUUUCAGAGGAUUAUACCUGUGUCAUCACCCAUGGGCCUAAUCCAAGAACGACUCACAUCUUUGAUAACUGCAUCGUGGAGAGUUGCUGUGGUGUUGUUGGUUUGUCUGCAUCAAGGAAGGAGAACUGUUUUUCCUCUGACCGAUCAAAUUAUCCCUCAGUGAAUUUCCUUAGCUUCUGUUACACUUGCAAGAAGGAUCUUGGACAGGGGAAAGACAUUUACAUUUACAGGGGUGAGAAGGCGUUCUGCAGCCGCGAAUGCCGCUACCAAGAGAUGCUGUUCGACGAAGGAAUGGAGAAAUCUGAGUUAGAUGGUGCUCUUAGGGCCUGUUCCUGAUCCUACCCAGAUUUUGAUCUAUCUCCCAAUUCACUAGAUCGUAGAAAUACUUUCAGCAGUUGAGGAAAUUCUGUAAAUUCUCGAUUUUUCAGUAUACCCCUAUCAACCAAUGAAAGAGGACCGAGUCUAGACUGCUUAAAUUUGAAUACGGAUUAAUCAACAUGGCGCCUGGGUAUACUGGGGUAGCUUGCUUAUUAUUCCUUUUUCUUGUCUUGGCUUAUUAUUCCCUCUUUCAGUCUCAGACAGAGAGGCUGAGAAGUCUGUUGAUUUUGGUUAGAUAAGGAGAUUGCUGUUGGGUUUUGUCCACAGUUUUUGGCUUCCAAGGGUGAUAAUGUAUGACUGAAACUGUAUUACCUUUGUUUAUUCUAUACUAAUCCUUAUAUAAUUGUCAACAUGUAAAAUAGGACAAAUUACUCCAUGCCUUUAGAUUCUCUUCUUCCUUUUUCCUUUCUUUGUGCAUCCUUUUCUUUGGGCUCAUUCCCAUUUUGUUUGUCUUGAUGGACCAAAUUACUUAAACAAAUGUUUGCUUAGUUGCAUUUCUUUAUGGCUCAGUCUGAUGUAACAUUGGUUACUAUAUUAAGAGAGCAAAGCCAACCUUGAGCGUUGAGCCAUAUCCA